AUGCCUGUCAAACUAGUCGGUGUUGAUGUCGAGUACACGCACUACGUGAAGCCACAACGGGCAGUAGUGCUCCAGCUAUGUGUAGAAAAAGAAUGCCUUGUCUACCACAUCUCUGCAGCUAAAGACAGGCCAAUGGAACUAGACAAAUUCCUAAUGAAUGGUGAGUACACCUUCGUCGGAUUCGCCAUUAAAGGAGACAAAGGCAAGCUGAAGCUAUCUGGUUUGGAGAUAAACUCCGACAACUACAUUGAUAUUCAGGUGGAAUGGAGAGACCCAUACAAUAAAAAGAAGUUUGACUCUUUGGCUGAUGUUGCCGGCAGGAUGAUAGACAUUCACUACCAUGACAUGAAGAAAAAAAUUAACCGCAAGGAGGACCAUACUCUAUGGGGAUUCUGCCCACUGCCAGAAAAGCUUAUCAAGUAUGCAGCAAUAGAUGCAUUCGCAACAUAUGAGUCAUGCAGAAUCAUCUACAAUGUCAUCAUGGGACUGGACAGGGGAAAAGGAGACAAAGAAGAAAAGCAGAAGAAGAACAAUGUUGUAAUCAAAUGCAGCAACUAG
Triticum turgidum subsp. durum (durum wheat) is the source of this 558-nucleotide messenger RNA. NCBI's taxonomy places the organism in Eukaryota, Viridiplantae, Streptophyta, Magnoliopsida, Poales, Poaceae. The record is from the annotation of a GenBank genome assembly.